AAAAAAAAAGCAUUAACGAAAUUAUUAUUUAUCAACGAAGUUUUAUAGAACUGUUAAUAUGGAGCAAAUGUCUGAUAUUACGGAAAUUCAGAAAGUCUUUUCUGCUUGUAUUGGUGCUUUGGUUACAUCUGUUGUUGUUACGCCGUUUGAUUUGAUUAAAACGAGAUUGCAAAGUCAAACAGUUGAUGCAAAUAUAAUGAAGUCAUGUUGUCGAGAUGUUCUUUAUUCUUCUACACAUUCUCAAAAUAUUGGGUCUUUUUCUUGUGCACUGCAUCCAGAUGUUGUACUGCAUCAUUUCUGUGUGGACCGUCCUACCGAUGCUUCAAAAUAUCAGUUUAAUGGGAUGUUAGGGACAAUGAUUAGAAUUUCUCGAAAUGAGGGAUUCACUGCGUUAUGGAGAGGUUUAUCACCAACCUUAGUUAUGGCUCUUCCAUCCACUGUUAUUUAUUUUGUUGGUUAUGAUCAUCUUCGUCAGUAUUUUUCUUCUCCCGUAGCACCAUUAUUUUGUGGUGCAUUUGCUAGAACUAUGUCUGCGACUGUGAUUUCACCUUUGGAGCUUUUUAAAGUUCGUCUUCAAUCCGCUGUACAUUAUCCAUGUUCUACUUCAAUAUUUUUUACUGUGGUUAGCGGCAUUCAAGAUAUGGUGAAAACACAAGGUCUUAAGAGUUUGUGGAAGGGACUGAGUCCUACUUUAUGGAGAGAUGUUCCAUUUAGUGGAUUUUAUUGGAUGGGUUAUGAAAGAAUUAAAAAUUUUUUAAAAAAUUAUGUAGAGCCUUUUAAGAGCUUGGAUCCAGGAACAUCUGAGUUCUUUAAAAGUUUUAUUUCUGGGGGAAUAAGUGGUUCUAUUGCUUCAUUGAUUACUCAUCCUUUUGAUUCUGUUAAAACACGUCGUCAAAUUCGACAUAACAGUCUUAGAACUAUUUCUGUUAAAAAAGAAAGUACUUGGAAAGUUAUGAAUGAUAUCUUUAGUGAGUCGGGAUUGAGGGGCUUGUUUCGAGGUGCUGUUCCACGAAUGCUUAAAGUGAGUCCUGCAUGUUCAAUAAUGAUUUCUAGUUAUGAACUUGGUAAAAUGUUUUUCAGUCGUUCUUUGAAUCUUUGA
Messenger RNA from Pneumocystis jirovecii RU7, 1099 nucleotides. RefSeq lists its product as uncharacterized. The transcript has 3 exons. Bases 59 to 1099 code for a protein of 346 amino acids. The record is from RefSeq and is a predicted model, not a curated record. Gene Ontology annotation, biological process: mitochondrial transmembrane transport; mitochondrial transport. Lineage: Eukaryota; Fungi; Ascomycota; Pneumocystomycetes; Pneumocystales; Pneumocystaceae. Gene Ontology annotation, cellular component: mitochondrial membrane.